GAGAUCGCAGUUUACUGGAAGGAUUAUCGCUCGCUGUGCGCCCUGAAGUACCUGAAGCUGGAGGAGUUCCUGGACAACCAGAAGCACCGAGUCCAGGUGGAGCUGGAGCCUCAGGGCCUGCUGCUGGCUGAGGUGACCUUCUUCAACCCGGUCAUCGAGAGAGUUCCUCGCCUCCAGAGACAGAAGAAGGUCUUCUCAAAGCAGCACGGGAAGGCGUUCCUUCGGGCGCGUCAGAUGAACGUGGACAUCGGGACGUGGGUGCGGCUGCUCCGGAACGCCAUCCCCACGGUGAACAACUCUGGAACCUACAGUCCCAACGCUCACAGCCUGAGUCUGGGCCCCGGGGAGAUCUCAGUGGAGAAACUGAGUCUGGACAACGAGUCUCCGAUCAGAGGAGACUACCGGAGAGAGACGGACACUGUGACUCCACUGAGGCAGACAGAGAGGGAGGACAGUCGGGAUGUGGGGGAGGACCCCCCAGCGGACAUCGAGUCCCUCUCUCCUCUGGUCCCCGAGUCCCCUGUCCGAACCCCGUCCGCCGGCAGGCAAAGGAAAGGACCGCUGUCCCUGCAGGACUUCAGGCUGAUUGCUGUGUUGGGGAGGGGCCACUUUGGGAAGGUGCUGCUGUCGGAGUACAGGAAGACGGGCACCAUGUACGCCAUCAAAGCCCUGAAAAAAGGUGACAUCAUCGCUCGGGAUGAGGUGGACAGUCUGAUGUGUGAGAAGCGCAUCUUUGAGACGGUCAACGUGUCUCACCACCCCUUCCUGGUCAACCUGUUUGCGUGCUUCCAGACGCCGGAGCACGUUUGCUUCGUGAUGGAGUACACGGCGGGAGGCGACCUGAUGAUGCACAUCCACACGGACGUCUUCACGGAGCCCCGAGCCGUCUUCUAUGCUGCCUGCGUUGUUCUUGGACUCCAGUUCCUUCAUGACCAUAAGAUUGUGUACAGAGACCUGAAGCUUGAUAACCUGCUGCUGGACACCGACGGCUACGUGAAGAUCGCAGACUUUGGGCUGUGUAAAGAAGGGAUGGGCUUUGGGGACCGGACCAGCACGUUCUGUGGGACGCCGGAGUUUCUGGCCCCAGAGGUCCUGACGGACACGUCUUACACCAGAGCCGUGGACUGGUGGGGGCUCGGGGUCCUCAUCUAUGAAAUGCUGGUGGGGGAGUCGCCGUUUCCUGGUGAUGAUGAAGAGGAAGUGUUCGACAGCAUCGUGAACGACGAAGUCCGCUACCCCCGCUUCCUCUCCACGGAGGCCAUCGGCAUCAUGAGACGACUCUUACGGAGGAAUCCGGAGCGACGGUUGGGAUCCGGGGAGAAGGAUGCAGAGGAAGUGAAGAAGCAGCCAUUUUUCAGAAACGUGGACUGGGAGGCUUUGCUGCAGAAGAAGGUCCCGCCUCCCUUUGUCCCCUCUAUCCGCGGCAAGGAAGACGUCAGCAACUUCGACGAAGAGUUCACCAUGGAGCCCCCGGCGCUGACGCCCCCGCGGGAGCCGCGCACGCUCUCCCGCAGAGACCAGGAGAGCUUCGGGGACUUUGAUUACGUCUCUGAUCUCUGCUAGAGAAGCGGGACCAGGGAAGAACGUCAGAUUGUCUGCGAGGCGCCGUCGAAGUUUCCUCCCCCACGGGGGCGGACGCUCUCUGGCCGCCAUGUUGUUGAAUGAUGCUGUGAACGAACGCAGAGACAAAGCGGGAUCAGACGACCCGCCAUCUGCCGCCGUGAGGGGAGGAGUCACAACCCGAUGCCUUACAUUUUUACCUCUGUGUGUUUUUGAUCCUUUAGGAAAAGUGUGCAGUGCUAAAAAAAAUCUGUUGGAAAUUAGGGGAUUAUUAAUCUGAUGUGAUUUUUAAAUGGGGGGGGGGGGUAAACCACUGAUGUGGGUGAUGUCCACUAGCUUCUCUCUAAACUCUGCUGCUUUUAUUUUUAUUUUAACGUAUUUAAGCGUUUUUCAGCUUUUUUUUAUGACUUUGAUUGAUGGAUGUAAUUUAAAGUCAGUCAGCACUGAAACCAUGAACACUAAACUGUGACGUAUGAUGCCUUCAGGGGCCUCUGGAGAAAAUCAGCCACUUUAAGCUGGUUUGGUGACUUUCAUUUGGAAAGAUGUCAAAAAUUAGCAGCAAUAUUUAUGGUUAUUUAGAGAAAAAUAAGGUUUAUUGUUUUAAUUCAUUCAUUUAUACUAAUCUGACUUUGUUAAAUAGUUAUUUUGCAAACUAAAUAUUUAUUAAACAAAGUUAGACUUUUAUAAAUUAAUGAAUUACAAAGUGAAAAAAUGAGCUAAAAAAAAUAAGCCCUUAUUUUUUUUUCUAAAUAACCAUAAAUAUUGCUGCUUAUUUUUGACAAACGGCGCCGCAUACGAGACGAUUGGGUUUCAGGAGUCGGUAGUGAAAUGUCGGAUGAUGAAGAUGAUGAUGAUGAAGAACACAUGAGACGCCAUCUUUUAUAAAGAAACCUGCAGUGAACCGCGUGGCUGUGUUUCAUUUAUGCUAACGUCUACGUUUCUUUUAAUAAAACUGUAAAAUCUUUAGAACGGAGCAGAUAUUUAAUCUAACAAAGCUACAUCCUCACAGAUUAACGUCUUUGAACUUUAAUCUAAGUUAAAGAAAGCUAAACAUAUUGAUUUUUAAUCUCAGUUUAUGCACCAUCUUCCCCGAUGGCUGUGAAGGAUCGAUCAAUCCACACUGAGAAGCAAUGAGUCAUGGGAAUGUAGCCAGCAGCAAUAAAAACUUUAU
This is a messenger RNA of Cyprinodon variegatus (sheepshead minnow), 2731 nucleotides long. Its product is annotated as serine/threonine-protein kinase N2-like. The record is from RefSeq and is a predicted model, not a curated record. The transcript is spliced from 14 exons. Lineage: Eukaryota; Metazoa; Chordata; Actinopteri; Cyprinodontiformes; Cyprinodontidae. Gene Ontology annotation, biological process: protein phosphorylation. The coding region runs from base 235 to 1563 and encodes 442 amino acids. Gene Ontology annotation, molecular function: ATP binding; protein serine/threonine kinase activity.